Amborella trichopoda is the source of this 4269-nucleotide messenger RNA. The record is from RefSeq and is a predicted model, not a curated record. NCBI's taxonomy places the organism in Eukaryota, Viridiplantae, Streptophyta, Magnoliopsida, Amborellales, Amborellaceae.
AAGCUUCCUCGUAUUCAAAGUUUUCGAAGGCCGUUGCAUUUCCCUCCAUUUUGAGCCACGCAAUGAGAACCCUAACUCUUCUCUAAAACUCCUCGAACCCUAAUUUAUCUUCUCUGCAGACCCAAAAUUUUAUCCGAUGCUACCUUUUCUUUGAAAUUAGUUGUGUCUAAGCUUCGUCUUCUUCAUCUAUUGCUUUCAUUUGUGUUUUUUUGUGCUUAUUUCUCUGCGAACCUUAAUGUUUCAUGAUCAUCUUCUUUACUCCGUUUUGUAUGUUUGAGUUUUCCAUGGAACUGAGUACAAAUAAUGAAUUUUCAUGACGAGGGGUUUCUGAUUCGGAAAAUAAUUUACAGAUGAAUGUGUACUGCUCAUUGCUAUUCAAAGCUUAUCAAUUAUCUUUUAAUGCCUAGAGAGAGAUGAACAACCAUCAAAAUGCAAAGAUCAGUCAGAACUUUAGGGUUACAAAGGCACUCCAUGCUUGCAAAAGGCCCUUUGUGGUUUCGGGCCAUGAUUCAACUCCAUGCAAAGUAAUUGUUUCUGAAUUUGACCAAAGAAACUCGGAGAACUUGUCAAUACGAACAAUUGGGAAUGAAAAUGCCAAAAAUUUGGGACAACCCUAUCGAGUUUCCAGGCCUCUUCUCUCAGAAAUACAGACAAAUACAUGGGAUUCAAGGCCUUCAAAUGGAGGCCACCCAUUUAGAUUUGAGCAUAUUGAGUCGUUCCCUGGAGGCAAUCCCACCAGUGAAAUGAAUUCCCCUGCUAAAAUUCGUACCGAAAUUGUCAGAGAUUGUAUCUCAACAACAUUGGCUACUCCUAUGGUGCCAUCGGUUCGUCACAGUGUUGAUGAUACUCUUUCUCCAGUAAGUUUCUUUGACGAGGAGUUUGAUGACUCUAUUUUGAAAGAAAUUGAUGCCUUAUGUGAACAACAAAGCACCAUGAAGAAGGAACGGAGACGUUUCUCACAUAGCAAUCUUUCUGGUCAAAUUAUGGUGUCCUCUCAGAAUUCUGUCAAUACUAGUGUUAUUUCCUGUAAUCUUGGUGCUUCUGUGAAAUUUCAAGCUGAUGAGAGUAUUGUGAAGUCACUUCAUAAUGGACUGAGUACUAUGCAUGAUAGAGGGGAGCAUGCUUCGAUUUCAGCAGAUGUUCAAGAUAAUUCCAGGUCACCAAAUCAGUCUGAUGUCAAAAGAAAUGUUGAGAGUUUUUCUAAUCAUUCAAUGACUUCAACUGUGGUUAACCAUGAUGAUUCAACCAAUCCAUCUUUAAGUUUAGGUGAAGGAAGUGCAACUGAUGCACAAGCAUAUUCUGAAUAUUUAAAAUCACUGAAUGAUAUGCAGAAGGAGGCAGCCACCAGUGACAUUGAAAGACCACUAUUGAUAUUAGCAGGUCCAGGUAGUGGAAAGACCUCGACAAUGGUGGCUCGCAUAUUGACAUUAUUAAAAGAGGGCAUUGGUUCUUCAAACAUUCUAGCCACGACAUUUACAACUGCUGCAGCAUCUGAAAUGCGGGAGAGGAUUGGAUCAGUGGCUGGGAAACCAGUUGCAAAAGAACUUACAAUUUGCACAUUCCACUCAUUCGGCCUGCAACUAUGUCGUUCACAUGCUGAAAAGUUGGGUCGCACCUCAGAAUUCCUUCUAUAUGGACCUGGGCAACAAAGGCGAGCUGUUAUUGAGGCUGUGCGCUUGAUGGAGGUUGAUAAAAUGACUAGCCGAGAUGUCGUUGUUCACAAAGUUGGGGAAGAUUCUAAAAGUGGUACUUUGGGCUCUUGUAAAGAUAAAUCAAAGAAAUGGCAAAAGUUUGUGACCCAGGCUAAAGCUUCUGGAAGAACUGCUGAAGAGUAUCGAAAAAUGGGCGAUAUCUCAAGUGGAACAAUUCUUGUACUUUAUGAGGACAUAUUAAGGUCCUGCAAUGCACUCGAUUACCAUGACCUUAUCAGCUCAUCUGUAAAGCUACUAACGGAAUUUCCGGGAGUUUAUAAAGAGUGUCAGGAGACAUGGAAAGCGAUAGUGGUUGAUGAGUUUCAGGAUACAAGUGCCAUGCAAUACAAUCUUCUACGUAUUCUUUCCUCCCACAAUCGGAUAACUGUGGUUGGUGAUGAUGAUCAGUCCAUUUUUAGCUUCAAUGGUGCUGACACUUCAGGGUUUGAUUCCUUUCGGAGAGAUUUUCCCACUCUGAAAGAGGUUAGGUUACAGAAGAACUACCGUUCAACACGCUCAAUUGUUGAGGCUGCAUCAUCUCUGAUCCGGAAUAACUUAAAGCGUUGCCAAUUUAAGGAAGCUGUCACUGAUAAUUCUUCUGGUUGCAAAAUUACCAUUAAGGAGUGCCUCAAUGAGGAUGCACAAUGUGCUUUUGUGGCUGAUAAGAUUACUGAAAUGAUAUCAGACAAUUCUUCUGAUCCCUGUUCUUUUGGAAGUAUAGCUAUCCUCUAUAGGCGGCAGGUCUCAGGAAAGGCUUUUCAAGCAUGUUUCCGUACUCGAAAAAUUCCUUUUAAUGUCCAUGGCGUGGCAUUCUAUAGGAAGAAGGUGAUCAAAGCAGUUACUGCUAUGCUUAGAACUGCAUUGCCUGGUUGUGAUGAUGGUCCAUUUCGUCAGGUUUUUAAGGCUUUAUAUCCUGGGCAAAAAGAAGAAAAAAAGAGGAUCAUUGAUUACAUUGACAAAAUAUCUACGUCUAGAAAGUGCAGCUUCUUAUCGUCUGCAAGUGAUGCUUUCAAUGCAAAGAUCUCGGGCAUUUUCAGCAGAAGUCAACUUGCACAAGGGCGGAAAGUGUUAUUUGCUUUAGACAUGAUAUCCAAACUUGUGGGCAAAGAGCAAUCUUUAUCGACGGUGCUCACAUCAGUGGCAAAUCUAUUACCUCAGAGGUACUUAUUUGAACAACGUGCAGUAAUUGAUACAGAUGGUAGUAAAUUGUUAAAUGAAGAUCAUGACCUGAGAUCUGUCCUUCAAUACUUAUUAGAUGAUGUGUCUGAUUUUCUAUCUACACAUGGCACAAUCACUAAAUCGCUGCAAGAUGGCUUACCUAUUCUACAUGGAUGUGGUCCAUUACUGAAGGCAUUUCUUGAUUAUAUUUCUUCAAGAGAAGCGGAGAAUUUUCGAUCACGUCGGAGUGAUAAUGAGAACUCAGUUAGUUUGACUACGAUUCAUCAGUCUAAAGGUCUGGAGUGGGAUACUGUAUUCAUUAUUAAGGCAAAUGAGACUGAAAUUCCUUUGUUGAAUGAAUCUUGCGGCGUUCUCAGGGAUGGAGCAAACUCUCUUGAGGAGGAACGACGACUGCUUUAUGUGGCAAUGACUCGUGCACGCAAGAAGCUCUGCAUUUUGUAUGUUUUAAUGGAUAUGAAUCAACAGUUGUUGCAACCAUCACGGUUUCUAAAAGAAUUUCCAGAACAUCUUUUGGAGAUCCAGGUUGAGUCAUCAUGGGGAAGAAUGCAUCCAUGUUCUAUUCCCAAAUGUGCUGCGAAAAAUGAAUCUUUAAACUGUGAAGAAUCGUUGCCAACAGAUUUGGAAAAGAAUAAGUGUUCUACAUUGGGGAACGAACUUAUUUUAAUUAAUACCAACAAUGAGAUAGAGGGAUGCCUUGGCAAUAGUUUUUUAAGAAGGUUUAAGGUGGAGGAUCGAUCAACUGUAUCAAAUGUGUUCCAUUCAUGGGCAAAAAAGCAAGCAUUUCAAGACCCAAGGAGGCUGCUUGACAAGGUUGGAUUUGUCAUUGAUGAACGUCUUCGGAGUAAGGCAUGCAAAAGCAAGGAUGCUUUGCGAUCUUUAAAGUCAUCCUUGAGGUGUGACGAAGCUCUUCAAUUUGCCCAAUAUGUUUUGAGAUGGGAACAAAUUCCUCCUGAUACACGUGCUCAACUAAUGAGAGAAAAACAGGAACACUUUCAAAAGCAAAGGAUUGAGAAGUCUAUGGAUGCGUCUGCUGCAUCGACCAAGCAGAUUGCUUAUCUUCAGAAAUUGGGAUGUACCAUUUUACCGACUUCUCGCCUCCAUGCAUCUCGUUUGAUUGAGCAAUACAAAUCUCUCUAAGGAUGUGAUUAAUUGUUACCUAGCUAGGCGUUUCAAAGCUUUCCAUGUAUUUAUUUAUAUAUUGUUUAAUUUCAAAUCAUAUAUGCUACAUAGCAUAUACGGAGUAAUAAUGUCAUAAUCAAGUCUCAAAAAAGAGUUCGGCAAAGAAUUGUUGCAGGGUGGAUAGAAAGUUGAAGUUAUCAUCUUUCGAGUAUAACUUGUACAAGGAAUCUUAUUUAUUUCCCUUGUGUUAAGAAUGCCUUUGGGAACGCUUUAAAACAUA